Messenger RNA from Mercenaria mercenaria, 2920 nucleotides. Its product is annotated as D-beta-hydroxybutyrate dehydrogenase, mitochondrial-like. Bases 1845 to 2774 code for a protein of 309 amino acids. The record is from RefSeq and is a predicted model, not a curated record. NCBI's taxonomy places the organism in Eukaryota, Metazoa, Mollusca, Bivalvia, Venerida, Veneridae. The transcript is spliced from 5 exons.
CGUAAUGGUAAGGAUGUCUUGCAACAAUCGAGGAUUGUUUAAGUAUGGAGUUUAUCCAUUUACUUUUCUUCUGGCACUAUGUAUGUCAACAUAUGUUUUGUUAAAAUAUUACCUUAUUUGUCUAACUACGUUUGUCAUAUUUAAAACAGUGACAACUACGCUAAACCGAUAUCUCCUACGAAAAUUUGAUCCUCAAAAUCGCGGUGUGUUUAUAACUGGAUGCGAUACAGGUAGGUUUAACAUUAAUAUAACAUUCUUUAGUAUAUAGGUAGAUUACUCACUCUAGCUUGAGUUUUAAAAUCUGGAAUUUAGUUUAUAUCUAAGCUAGGUAUCUAAAACAUAAUAAGUAUUGUAUUAUAUUAGAGUCUAAAUAAAUAUACACCAGGGGCCGUAUUCAUAAAGCAACUUAAGUAUAAGUAGAAGAAAUUGAUUAUUUACUGAAGUAUUACUUAGGUAAAAAAUUUAUUUUACUUAAGUAUAUUUGUUAUUCAUAAAACAACUUAAUAAGUAAUUCUUUGCUUUAAUUGUGGAAGAAAACAUUGAAAACAAUAACAUUAAUUUCAGACAGAUACAACAUGCACAAUUAUGUUUAAAGUGUUUUUAUCUGAAAAACAACACUUUAACCGUACUCACGACGCUAUUAUGUCUUCUGACUUAAGUCAUUUCUUACGUAUCUUAAGUUUAAGCUUUUUUAUGAAUAGGACUUAAGUUUUUACUUAGACUUAAGUUGAAAUCACCACAAACUUAAAUAAAAUCUUCAACUUAAGUCAAAACUUAUACUUAAAAUGCUUUAUGAAUACGGCCCCAGUUAUCUUGAAGAUGUUGUUCACUGCUUUAUAUCUCAAAUUAUCUUUAAAUUAACAUAGCCGCAUUUUACAUGUACGAAAGAACAAUAGCGCAAGAUUCGUUUUACUUACUAACUUGAAAUAUUGAUUUAGUAUCUUGUCUUAUCAUAUGCAAAGUUGGAACGUCUGUCUUUCUGUCAAUGGACAAAUAUUUGAAUGGGCUACUUUAUUCACUUUCAAACAGUAAGGGGCCUCCGUGGCCGAGUGUUUAAGGUCGCUGAAUUUAAGUCAUUUGACCCUCAUCGAUGUGGGUUCGAGCCUCACCGGGGCGUUGAAUUCUUCAUGUAAGGAAACUAUCCAGCUGGCUUACGGAAGGUCAGUUGUUUUACGCAGUUGACCGCUCGUGAUGAAAUAAUGCACGGAGGGGCACCUGGGGUCUUCCUCCACCAUUAAAACUGAAAAGCCGCCAUAUGGCCUAUAAUUGUGUCGGUGCGACGUGAAACCAAACAAAUGAAUAAAUAUUCAAACAGUAAAACAUUAUUGCUGGUUUACUUACCUACACAUCCAUACAUUGUACCUAGCAUGACAUGACUUGAACACAUUCUGUCGUACAUCAAUUUAUGAUCUACCCCAGCCUCUAAAGCUAUUGUAGAUUUCAAACUGUGCCUUUGAUAUAUAACUACAUUUACGUGUAUAGUAUGUUCCGGUGGUAGAACUACCCGGUCACUGUAUAUGACCUCUACUGCAACACAAUAGAUAUCCCGGCACACGACCUUGGUAGGACUCAUAAUUACACAUUCAUUUCAGUUUUUUCUUGCCAUAGAGGAUCAAACAUGGUCUCAAAUCCCAAAGACUUAAACAUGCAUAAUAUAGUGACAUUUUUAGAGUGAACACUGCCUAUUCAUCUUUUUUUUACCCUCUUGGGUACCUGAAGAUUACACACUUUUAAAGGUACCUUAUCUCGUCCAGGACCUAAGCACUUACUUAUACUAUGGUAAUUAGUAGCUCGCACAUAUCUUAAAAAUGAAAUCCAUAUGACCCUAAUACUGCGUCGUGUGCAUGUUAUUAUUUGCUGUUUUUUUUUAUUUCAUAUGCCUUGGAAACCGCUUUGCAAGAUAUUUAGAUAAAACGGGAUUCACAGUUUUUGCUGGAUGUUUAAACAAACGUAGUGCAGGCGCUCAGAGUUUGCUGACAACCUGUUCGUCUAGGACACAUGUGGUGGAAGUAAAUACAACCAGACAAGAAAGUGUUUCUGACGCUUUCAUCUUUGUCAAAGAUCAUUUACCAAGCAAAGGACUGUGUGGUAUUAUUAACAAUGCUGGUAUGGAUAUGCUCGGAGACGUCGAACUUACUCCCAUUUCUCUCUACAAGAAAGGAUUUGAACUAAAUUUAUAUGGAUAUAUUCGAGUGAUUAAAACGUUCCUUCCGCUGAUUCGACAUUCGAAAGGACGUGUGCUCAGUGUAUCCAGUGUAAGGGGCAGAGUAAGUGAACCAAAUCAGUCAAACUAUAUCACGGCUAAACAUGGAAUAGAAACUCUCACUGAUUCUCUUAGACUUGAAAUGAUAAAAUUUGGAGUCAAAGUCUGUAUCAUUGAACCUGGAGAUUUCAGCAACGCAACUGCUAUUGGAUCAGAAGCGGUGACUAAACGAAAGCAACUAGAGAUUAAUGAGAUGUGGGAAUUAGCCAGAAACGAAGUAAAACAAUCGUAUUCGAAGAAAUAUAUGGAUUCGUGGAUUGACCCUCCUGCAGAUAGUCGGGUACCUAAGGCCGACAUAACGCUGGUAGCGGAAGCUGUCGUGCAUGCGCUAUGUAGUGUGUUUCCAAAACACAGGUACAUCGUUCAAGGGAAAUGGUCAAUAGUUCCUUUUGAUUCAUGGGUGCUGACAUAUGCGCACAAUUUUCUUCCAACUUGGAUAAUGGACAAAUAUAUGUCUAUAUGGAAAAAGAGGCUUGUGUAUGCACCUACUGAAUACACACCUGAUGACUAAACUUUCUUCGGACUUUUUUAAAAAAAGCGUCGUAUUUAUCUAGAUGAGCACUCUUAAAAUUUUGCACGGUAGAAGAAUUUCUACAAAACUGACUGCUUUUAACGCAACAUAUUUUAUGAUUUCGUUACAUAGAAGAAUAAAUUUUC